CAUUUCAAACAGCGGAAGAUUAACCCGAGCGGAAGAUUUUGUUUCCGGGUGAAAUUUCUCUCCAUGUUGUGCAGCGAGACGCUUUGGGAGGAACAACACUCCAACGUCGUACUUUGUUGAAUUUUUGUGUUACUUUGACGAAGGAGUAGGGGUUCUUUAGCGAGAAGUGAAUCAUAGGACGUCGAAGUUGGAAAUCAAAGAAGAACGCUCCGAUUUUCAUUUAGCACAAACACAUGGUAGCAGCAGGCACGAAGGAGAUUUUUCUUCAAACUCAUACCUCCUCAUCAUGGAAACCACACGAAGAACUGCAUAUGAUGCUGCUUUUAAGUUGAAGGCCAUCGACCUGGCAGUACUGGAGGGAAAUAGAGCUGCUGCACAUAAGCUCGGCGUAAAUGAAUCCAUGAUUCGGCGUUGGAGGCGGCAGCAGGUAGAACUCAAAGAAUGCCCAAAGACGAGAAAGGCUUUCAGAGGACAUGAAAGCAGGUGGCCUGAACUUGAAGAUGUUCUUGAGGAUUGGGUAAACACUCAGAGAGCAGGCGGCCGAGGUGUAUCCAACUUGCAGAUCCGGCUGAAUGCCAAAUCAAUUGCUCGCCAAAUGAAUAUUGACAAUUUUAAUGGAGGAUCGUCUUGGUGUUUGAGAUUUAUGAGAAGAAAGAACCUGUUCACCAGGGCACAGACAACUCUCUGUCAGCGACUCCCCCCGGACUAUGAGGAAAAAGUUACAAAUUUCAGACAAUUUGUUGAAACAAAGAUCGCAGAGAACGCCAUCGGACCAGACAACAUUAUAAAUAUGGGUGAAGUGCCAUUGGCAUUUGACAUGUCUCUGACCAAGAAUGGUGCAUCAUCCAUUUUGGAGAAAACCAACGGACACGAGAGGACACAUUUCACCUGUGUCCUGGGCUGCACCGCUUCUGGGAAAAAGCUCCCCCCGAUGGUGAUUUUUAAAUGCAAAACUACGGCGAAAGACCAACUCCCGAAAGACAUUGUAGUUAAAGUCAACCAGAAAGGACGGAUGGCAGAAAAUCUGAUGAAGGAUUGGUUAACGGAGUGCUACGGAAAGCGCCCAGGAGGAUUUUUUCACCAUCAAAAAGCGCUGCUUGUUUUGGACAGUAUGAGGCCCUACAUCACUGAUUCUGUGAAAGAGGUCAUCAAGAGAACCAGCACAGUUCCUGCUGUUGUUCCUGAAGGAACAGCGAAGUAUUUGCAACCCCUGGACAUCAGUGUGAGUCGAGCAUUUAAAGCAGCACUCAGGCUUGAAUGGGAGGCUUGGAUGAGCAGCGGGGAUAUAUCCGUCACUGAAACUGGCCGAAUGCAAAGAGCGUCAUUUUCUGAGGUCUGUCAGUGGAUCCUAACAGCGUGGAGAAGAGUGAAUGAAUUCACCAUCAUCAAUGGGUUCCGAAAGGCUGGACUGCUGCGUGAAGAGGGCACCACAGCUUCAGAGCCAGCUUUACCCUGGGAUGACAGCCACACGGAGAGUAGCACUGACAUAGAGACAAAAAAGUAUUAUGUUGAAAUGGAGCAGCGCAGGAAGCAAGAGAGGAACUUCAGUUCGCACCAGAAGAAAGCAGAAACUCUGCAGAUUAAAGAAGAGCAAGACGGGGAAGAACAUAAACAGAUAAGGGGGCAUCAGGAGGAACGAAAUCCCCCACUACUUAAAGAAGAGCAGCAGGAGUUUGAAGCUUCCCAAAUAAAAGAGGAAGAGGAGGAACUCUGUGUCAGUCAGGAUGAAGAUCAUCUUUUGCUGAAGUGGAAGACGUAUACCUUUGAGGUUUCUCCUGUAAAUGAAGAAAAAUACCACCUUGAACCGGACGAAAACCAACUGGACCUCCAGGAUGCUCCUGAAGCUGAGAACCAGGUUCAGGAAGAAAACGAUUCACAAUUUAGGCAAGACGAAGAUCUGGAACCAAAUGGGAAAUGUUGCAAAAAUCUGUUCUCUGGAGAAAUGCAUGAUGGGUUUUUUCCUCAAGAUGGCUCCAAGACGAAACGCAUGAGAAUUCACACAGCUCGCUUACAAAGCGUUUAUUUUGUGGAUGAACCGCGCGUAGAAGAGGAGUCGACAACAACGGCUGUAGGUGAGGCAAAGUUUGCUGAGGUUGAGAGCCUGGAGUCUCACCCGUGGCCCCACCUGAAGGACUACUUUUUUUUCGAGGCCAGGGAUAAGUCCAACGAAAAAACCCUCCACUUCCAGUGCGUCCUGUGCCAACCCAAGAAGAUCACCAUCAAGGGACAAGCGAAGAGUCUGUACAAUUUAAAGUCGCAUAUCAACCGGAAACAUCCGACGCAUGCCACCCAGUUCGAGGAGGAUAUCAAGGCCGGCUCGUCACGUGGGAAACACAGGUUAUCUGUUAGCAGCAGCGCUAGUAGCCAGUCAUCACAGCCAUGUGCAAAGAGAGCGCGGCAGCCCAGCUUUGGUGAGACUUCUUCCAAAACUGCUGGAACUGACGUCUGCCAGUCUAUGGUGGACAAACAGAUUGUGGACCUGUUUGUCCACAACAUGCUACCGUUACAUGUAGUGGAGUCCCCCACCUUUGUUGGCCUGAUAAAGAUGUUGAACCCCAGCAUGACGUCUAUGUCCGGCCGCACCCUGAGCAGGAGCAUCUUGGCCUGCCAUGAUCAACUGGAAGAGUAUCUCAUAAGAUUGCUUGAGGACAUCCCCUGGGUUGCGACCACUGCGGACUGCUGGUCUGCCCACAACAAGUCCUACCUGGGCUUGACGGCACAUUGGCUGGACCCAAAGACUCGCGCAAGACGGCACGCGCUCCUGGCCUGGACUCGGGUCAAAGGUCAUCACUCCUCCGAUGUUCUCGCCCAGGCCAUGCUAGUUACCCACUCCAAGUUCAAUCUGCAAGACAAAGUGACCAGAACCACGACGGACAACGGUAAAAACUUUGUGAAGACGUUCGUGCAGUUUGGUGCAGAAGCCGAGUUCUUGCCAAACAUUCCUGAAGCCGCUGCCGAUUCGGAAGAAGAUUGGAUCCAGGAUGUGGAUCCCGAGGCCGGAGGCGUGGAGUACAUCUCCGUUGAUGCCACCCUUGACAAGUCCAGCAACCUGGGCCUUAAACUGCCAACGCACAUGAAGUGUGCAGCUCAUUCCUUUAAUUUGGUAGCCAGCGUGGAUGCCAGUGAGGCUCUGAACUGCGCUCUAUUCAGGUCAGCCUACAGGAAGGCCAUGUCCAAAGCUUGGGCGCUGUGGAACCUGCAGAGCCGCAGCACGGUGGCGGCAGCCUGCAUAUUUGAUGCGUUGAAGAGGAGGUUGGCAGUCCCCACCGGUACCAGAUGGAACUCAACUUAUGACUCUGUUGUAGUCCUCAACAGCCUGCUUGAGAAAAACAGGGAUGCUGUGAGCAGGGUGAUGACACAGCUGAAGCUGCAGAACUUCACCGACUCUGAUGUCGGCUUCCUGAGUGAAUACGGGCAGGUGAUGUGUAACGUCGCCAAGGCUUUGGAUAAAAUCCAGGGGGAGGACCAGGCCUAUCUCGGUAGCCUUCUGCCAACAGUAGCAGCCACCGUGAUGAGGCUGAAGGAGGUCAAGUUAAAGCGUCUCCUGCAUUGCAGUCCUCUGGUGGACGCGAUCCUGGCAGGAAUCUCUAAAAGGUUUGGGCCCCUCCUGGAGGACCUGGAGUGCCAGCUGGCUGCUGCCUUCCACCCCAAGUUUCGUCUGUUCUGGUUGGAGCAGUUCCAUAACAGCCAGGUAGGCAGAGUGACCAAGGCAAUGGAGGCGGUCGUACAGACAGCCCUGAGCGCGGCCAGUGAGGAGGGCAGUGACACCCCCAGCAAUGAGGAGGAGGAGGAUGAGGAAGACGAUUUCUUCAGCAACAUCACUCGGUCCUGUGACGGCAGGAGCCACAGGUCGCUGAAGUGGAAGGCUCAGAACCUGGUGAAGACCUGGCUGGAGGCCGGAUCCAAGGACGCCAUGACGGAUCGGGCCUUUCUGGGCGAACAGGUCUUGAUCGACUUGUUCACCAAGUAUAACACACCCGUCCCGUCCAGCGCUGCCGUCGGGCGCCUGUUCUGUCAGGGCAGCGACGUUCUGAGGGCCAGCUUGUUGGAUAUUAAUUUUGAGAGUCUGAUGUUUAUGAAGGGAAACCAGCAUCACAUCGAGGACAUGACCAAGGCCCAGUUAGAAUAGUCAACUGCAAAAACACAAUGUUUUUACCAACUUUCUAGUCUAAAUAUGUUUCUAAGCUUGAAAUAAUACAAAACUAUCUUAUAUGUAACUUUUCAGCAAGCUAAUGGAUGUUUUUUUAAGUAAAUAUUUCUUAGUAUUGAUGAAAAAGUACCAGUUCCACUGGCAGAUUAUUUCACUCAUUACAUUUUUCUUGUGUUAUAAGAAAAACUAGAACAUUUUCACAAAUUUUAAGGAAAGCCAAACUCCUGAAAAGUUACUUAUAAAUUAGUUUUGUCUUAUUUCAAGUGUAUUAAGAUAUUUGCUCUACUUGGUAAAAAUGUAUUUUUGCAGUUUAGUUAAAGACACCUGUGAAAUAAAAUUAAAAUUUUAUUUUUUGUACUCUGUUUACACAAUUUAACACAUGCUUUCCUUUUGAUGUUUUUAAGCGAGUAAAGCUGUUUUGUUUCAUUUUUUUCAUUUACUUAUGCAUGUAAUCUCUUGUUUUAUUUUAAAUGGCAAAUAAAGCAACUAACAACAGUUACAUUUGAUUUUGUUCAUCUGUGUACGUCACUUGAUCUUGUCUUUUUGUGGAACUAAAAGGUACUGAAAUAAAAAUUAGGGUCAUUAUCAAUAUCCUGUAUUAAAAUUGCAGUUAUAGCCAAUAUCUAAACAUUUUAAAUACACAUGAUGUUUUACAGGUGCGGUCCUGAGAAUUCUGAAUCGAUUCAAAAUGCUCAAAAAUGUAUUUUAGCCUGCUUAAUUUUUUUGUAAAAAUUAAAUUUGAAUAAUUUUUCACUUAAGAAAUUGCCUUACAGCGAAACUAACCGAAAACUGAUGAUUUAAGUAACAGUUUUGUGCAACACCUUCCCCCCCUUUUUUAUGCUGUCCUCUCUUUAAACAGAAUCUCCUGACUGUUUGAACUAUUUAAAACUAUAAACUAUUUGUUUCAGAUUCAAAAGGUGGUGCAAAUAUGUCAUAGAGAAACAUUUGUGACAUUCAGUAGUGUGAACAUUUUAACAACAGAUGCAGUUUAUCAGUAAUGCUGAAAUUCUUUGUAGCUACGACUUUAUUUACAUGCAUCAAAAAGCAAAAUUUUACCUCCAUAUAACAUAAUUGGACAUUUCUCUAGUUGUGGCACAUUUGGUGAAACAUUAAAUAGUUUUACAAACGUCUUGAAAAACCUUUUGAGGUCUCCAGGCUUUGUUUCUGAACAUUGUUCAGAAAAGGAUUGAAAGUUUCAAAUCUUCAGUGAUGAAGACAUUUGGUGGAAAACUGGAGCCACGUUCUCCACCUGUGAUCCGCUCUAUUGCUGUAAAUGAUGUUUAUUCUGUACCCAGAAUGCAUUGCUGCAGUUUAAAAUCUACUUAUGUCCUGUGUGCUUUUCGGCCGAAGCCCUGCUGUGAUCAAUUAGGCAAAAUCAGCAACAGAGUUAGCAAAACUCAAGUAUAAAACUGAAACAAUGAGCGAAAAGUCUGUCCAAAGACUCACUUCCUGAAGUUCAACUGUACAGGUCAGGUACGUAUGAAAAAAACCCCCCAAAAAACAAAUUUGUCCCUGUUGUGUGAUGUUGGUUUAAAUGAAUGUGUUUCAAUUAUGUCACAUUUUAAUCAGCACCUUUCUGUGUC
This is a messenger RNA of Gambusia affinis (western mosquitofish), 5733 nucleotides long. Its product is annotated as chimeric ERCC6-PGBD3 protein-like. Gene Ontology annotation, molecular function: nucleic acid binding. Lineage: Eukaryota; Metazoa; Chordata; Actinopteri; Cyprinodontiformes; Poeciliidae. Bases 287 to 4129 code for a protein of 1280 amino acids. The record is from RefSeq and is a predicted model, not a curated record. The transcript is spliced from 5 exons.